GGCUACUUUUUUUUAUCUGAAAUUUUUCUCGCAUUUUUAAAUAUUUGAAUUUUUACGUGUACGCGAGCUGAAAACGAACGAGAUCAUUUGUGUGUUUUACUUUAUUAAUUUUUUGAUGAGGAUGAGGUUCUAAACGUGUGUCGAAGCACGUGAGAAUUUUAUUUUCAAAAAAUGGAUUUACCGAGAGGUGCCCGAGUCACGCACAGUGGCUUGCUCCAGCACAACAGUGAUGGCACCACGGAGCUGCAAAAAAUAACGCAAGCGGGCUUGGUAGCCCGCAGCCCCGAAGGAACGGCCGCCAAGGGGAUGGCAAUUCGGGGCAAUGAAGACCUUUGGGUGGAAAUUCAAGCAAACACCUUCAGAAAUUGGGUCAACGAAUGCAUUCGAGAGUCAGGACAACAGGUCACUGACAUGGCAACCGACUUCUGCGAUGGCACACUUUUGUGUCUCCUGGUAGAAUCCCUUCAAAAACGUCCUUUGAAGCCAACGUGGAACAAACGUCCCGCCAAUCAACAUCAUUAUCUCGAGAAUGCCAGUUGUGCCUUGAACGCCGUCGAAGCUGACGGCAUCAAACUCGUGAACAUUGGCAACGUUGACAUCGUCAAUGGCAACGUAAAGCUCAUUUUGGGUCUCAUUUGGUCCCUCAUUGUUCGUUACCAAAUCGGUCGCAGCAAGUUCCCGCCACGUAAACUCAUGUUGGCCUGGCUUCAAGCUGCCUUGCCCGAGUGUCGUGUUACCAAUUUGACCACCGAUUGGAACAGUGGCGUCUUGUUGUCUGCCUUGUUGGACUACUGCGAACCGGGAUUGUUCCCGCAUUGGCGUCACUUGGAUCCGUCGCAGGCAAUCAAGAAUUGCGAGAACGCAAUGAACAUCGCGCAACGGGAAUUUGGUGUCCCGAAGGUUUUGGAACCGGAAUAUUUGGCAUCGCCAUGGUUGGAUGAGUUGUCUGGCAUGACGUACUUGUCUUACUUCAUGAAGCCCGAUGGUCCGGGGUACAAUGCGUCGAUGCGAUGGGUUAACAGCCAAACGAAACGUCAAGUCCAGAAUUUUACAACUGACUGGAAUGACGGCAAAGUCUUCUGCGAGAUCAUCAAAAACUUGGGAGGCUCCUGUCCAGCACCCGAAAAGCUCAGCAACGAUCCCGACCAAUACGAAAACAACAUCCGCAAAGCUGUCGAAGCUGGAAACCGUCUUGGCGUUCGUCCCGUUUUAGCUCCCAAGGACAUGGCGAAUCCCGAUGUCGAACAUUUGGGCAUAAUGUCUUACGCGACUUCGUUGCAAUUCGUUUCUCCGCGCCCGCCACUUGCUGACAUGCUUCGUGUGUCUCUUGUAAGCACCUCGGGUCGUAUCGGAGAACCCACGUAUUUCCGCGUGGAAAGUCUCACACGUGACAUUGAAAUUUCCGACAUCAAAGCUUUUAUUGAUCCGCCGCAUUCGGAUGUCUUGCAUCAAGUGAAAGUCGAUCAUAACGGCGAAGGCAUGUACAUUCCGGAAAAGUACGGCAUGCACGAAAUCAUCCUUCAGGUGAAAGAUGACCAACUUGGGGGACACUUUUUCCGCGUGUUGCCCGUAUUUUUGCAUGUGCCACCACCUGGGAUGUCGCCCUGCGCUCUCGGAAGUCUCGUCGAGGUGCUCGUGAAUGCCACGGGAGCUCCCAAGACGGAAGAUAUUUUGGUUACCGCUUACAGCCCGUCGGGCCGUUCGCACAAAUGCCCCCUGAAGAAACUCGAGGAGGGUCACAGUGCCAUAUUUAAGCCCGACGAAGCGGGCAUCUGGGAAAUUGCCAUCACUUAUCAGGGUCGCCAUAUCCAGGGAGGUCCGUUCACGUGUGCCGUCUUCGAUCCCAGCGGAGUUUCGGUGCACGGACUAGAUGGUGCCAUGCCUUUCAAAGCGCACGCCUUCGAGAUCGAUGCACGUGGCACUGGCGUCACGGGAGAACUUCAUGUCGACAUUGUGCACGAGAAACGUUCUCUGGUAUGCGCCGUGGAGCAACUUAGCACCGAAAACAAGUACCAAUGUACUUUUAUGCCACGUGCCAAUGGACGUCAUCGGGUCUACAUCUACUUCAACGGCUACGAUGUCAAAGGCUCUCCCUUCAUAAUGCGCGUCGGCACCAAAGGUCGUUCCGGCAAAACUCGCAGCAGUCCCGGACACAACGACAAAUUGCGUUCCGAAAGCCCCCUUUACAGCUCCAACAACUACAACUCGAUGGUAAAUCGUUCAACGGAAAUCUACUCGACACGACGUGACUUGUAUUCGCCGCAAAAUACACCGAAAUCCGGCUCGUACUCCCCAUCACGUCAAUCCCCGGCGAAAUUUGAACGUCUUUCGUCACCAAGACGUGAUUUAUAUUCGCCGCCGCGACACGAUCAAACCGACCAUUACACGACGUCGUACAAGUCGGAAACGAAAAAAACGGUUCGCUCGUCGCCCGUUCACGAUUACGUCAAGAAAAGCAUGAGUCCGACAUCGAGACUUGAUGAUUUGUAUUCUGCGAGACUUUUGUCGCCAAGUCCUGUUAGAAAUAUUUCUAACAGCACUUUACGAAACAGUCCGAUUACGUUUAGCAAUACGAAGCAUAGUUACGAGAGCAGCACGCGAAACACAACUUCUAGUCCAUCUUUGAUCAAGCCAUCACCAGUGAACUACACAACGGAAACUGUGACAUCGCAACGUUCUGGAAGUCCGUCGUUGAAGUCUGGUCUGGUUGACUUUUCAAUCACAUCAAAGACGACAACGACGUACAAGUCCGGCGGAGGAACUGAAAACUCCCUCAAACCGACAUCGAAUCACUUACGCAGCAGUCCAGCAAUCCGAUCAACGAGUCCCCUGAUCCGCAGUCCCAGUCCCGUCGAUGGAGUCGAUUACGCUUCCAACAUCAAGGUUCACACCACUUCCAGUGCACGUCGCGACAGUUGGGACGUCCUCAACAAGACGAAAGGCGUUUUGUCGCCCACUUCGCUGGAAUCGCUCAACAACUUGACGGAAAAGCAGCUGUCGACCACGUCUUCGAUGACUCGCGGAUUUGCCGACAAAGAAACCGAACGUAACACACAAUUUAAUAAAUUUUCCCUAGCAAACAUCAAUUCAGGUGCAGCAACGAGCAAGUACUCCACAUCGGGUGGCGUCACAUCGACGACAGUGCGCGAGGAGAGCAGGUACGUGACGAAGCAGGAGGCGAACAACAACUUUAGUCUUGGAUCAUCACGCAUGUCGACGUUCAAGCCGAUUUCCGGUGGCAGCGAAUUGACCGGAGCGAAGGCCAUUAAGGUGCAGGAUAUUCCGGACGGCGUCUUGGGGAGGCCUGUCGAGUUUGAAAUUGAUGGAUCCCGCGCUGGUUCAGGUAAUUUAGAAAUUUUAGUAAACGGUGGUCGUGUCACAUCAUCUGUACGCGCCUUGGGCGGUCAAAAGUUCAUCGCUAGCUUCACGCCGCACGAAUCCGGGACGCAUGUCGUCCAAAUCACCUUCAAUGGCGAAACAGUUCCAGGUUCACCUUGGACAAUCGAUAUUAUGUCAUCGCCGGGGUUUACAACGCUAGGUGAAUCCACACGUCUCGUUUCCGCCAAUACCGCGGCGGUUUUUGAGGUGCUGCCGCCUCCUGGAUCCACCCUCAACCGAGGGGAGUGUGUUGCAACGGUACUUUCUCCCAGCAAGAGCAAAGUAAAUGCUAGAGUCACACAUGAGGCGGCCAACGGUGCCAUGCGCAUCGAAUUCGUGCCCACCGAAGUGGGUACGCACAUCAUAGAAGCAUCCAUUGGCGGAACGAAGCUCGUUGGCGGACCCUUGAUCGCCAAAGUUUACGACGCCAGUUUAAUCCAAGUCACCGACGUGAAUGGCGGAGUCGUGGGACAGCCAUGCCAGUUUCGCGUUGACGCCAGUGCAGCGGGCGAAGGUCAAUUAGAGAUCUCCAUCAACGAAGGCGAAGUUCCGAAUCACGUGCAAGUCGUUGGUGGAGGACGUUGUCUGGUGUCCUUUACGCCCGAACAAGCAAAACCCCACUUGAUCGACAUCAAAUUCAAUAACGAAACAGUACGCGGAUGCCCCUUUAUUUGUUCCGUCGCGGACACAAGUCGCGUGUUAUUGAAUCUAUCGCACUUGGAAUUGAUUCCCGUGAAUAAACCUUCGUCCUUUGUGAUUAACGUGAGUGGCGGAGGCGCCGCAGAACUCGCUGUCAGUGUCAGAGGACCACAUGGCGAACUUCCAGUGCGUGUCACGGGUGACAUUCACUUGGGAUUCACUGCUGAAUUCACUCCAACCACUGUCGGAGGUCACUCCAUCAAUGUCGAAUAUAACGGAUAUCCCGUGCAAGGUACCCCCUUCCUGGCAAAAUCGUAUGACGCAUCAAAAGUAACCGUUGGUGCCGUCACCAAAGGAACCGUUGGGCGUCCCGUGCAAUUUACCGUAGAUGCCGGCGACGCUGGCGAAGGCAAUCUCGAAAUCACAAUUUCCGCCAAAGGCCAUAAUAUACCCACGCAAGUGCAUCCGCAAGGCAACGCGAAAUUCGCCGUGUCUUUCGUGCCGGCCGAAUCGUGCGAACACAUCAUCAAUGUGUCGUUCAACAAAAUGCCAGUGCCUGGUUGCCCCAUUAAUGUGGCAAUCAGCGGAGGUUCGACAGGACCUCAGGUGUCACUGGCAGGGCCCGGGCCUGUUCACCAACCAAAUUCCUUCAUCAUAAAUCACACCGGCGGACGUCUCGAAGACGUUGAAGUUAAUGUGGAAGGACCCACGGGCCAUGCCGUACCAGCGCAAGUGCAUCAAACAGCUGAUGGUGUCUUCAAGGCCGAAUUUGUGCCAAGAACUGUGGGAGAGCAUCGUGUCAGUGUGACAGUGCAAGGUCAACCAACUGCUGGAAGUCCCUAUUCUGCUAAAGUUUAUGACGUGGGAGCGAUAAAAGUAAAAAAUGUCGAGACCGGAACAGUGGGAAAACCCGUGACAUUCUUGGUCGAAACGAGUCAAGCUGGUCCCGGAAAUCUCGAAGUAACCGUCAAUGGUGGACGUGUUCCGACUUCGGCACAAGCGCAAGGCCAACACACCUAUGCCAUCAGUUUUACGCCACGCGACGCCCAAAAACACACCGUCGAACUUCGUUUCAAUGGGCAAGACGUUCCUGGUUCGCCAUUUACUUGCAGAAUCGCCGCCGCUGCUCGCAUCCUAAACUCUGAUUUAGUCGACAAAGUGAGCGUUGGAAAAAGUUUCGAAUUUGUCGUCGAAUCCGACAUUCGUCCCGUUGUCGAAGUCCUUGGACCAGCACGUCGUUCAGUUCCCACGACAAUUUUACCGUUAACAAGCGGAUUUAAAAUUUCCUUCGAACCAAUCGAAGUCGGAGAUCACUCAAUCGAAGUUCGUCUUCCGCAAAGUGGGCACGUCGAAGGCAGUCCCUUCCUGCUAAAAGCUUAUUCCGCGGAAAAAGUAAUCGUCACGGACAUUCGUUCGGGAGUCGUUGGCAAAAGUGUUAGUUUCGGCAUCAAUGCCAGUCAAGCAGGUGCGGGAAAUUUGGAGAUAAUUGUCGCCGUUGCCGGUAAAAAUGUCCCAAAUUUCGUGCAAUCCGAAGGCAAUGCUCGUUUCAAAGUGAAUUUCAAGCCAACGGAAGCCGCGCCACAUUCGCUUUCAGUGCGUUUCAAUGGUCAUCCCGUUCCCGGUAGUCCCUUCACUUGCAUGGUAUCUCCCGCUCCGACGCAAUCCUUGACACGAGCUGCUGUGGUGUCCGGCGAAUCACUUCGCCAAGCGCCAAUCAAUCAAGAUAGCACAAUAGAACUCGAAAAUUUCGAAGGUGUCGAGCCGCAAGUCGUCAUUAACACCCCAAGUGGCGACACAAUUCCGUGUCAUUUGAAUAUGCGACACGAUAUUUGCGUCGCCACGUUCCGCCCCGUCACUGUGGGACGCCAUUUGAUCAGUAUCACCGUCAAUGAGCAACAUAUCACUGGAUCGCCGUUCGCGUGUAACGUUUACGACGUGAAUCGUGUCACAAUUAGCGGCUUGGAACAACCAAGUGGUCCGACUUCUGUGGGAGUGCCCUUGACUUUUAGCGUGGAUGCAGCAGGUGCGGGCGAAGGAACGCUCGAAUUGGUCGUUCAAACUGCGACAAACACCGUCAAAGCGGAAGUCGUGGCAUGUGCGAGGGGAUUAUAUGACGUCACCUUUGUGCCUCAAACGUGCGAACCGCAUUUCGUGAAUAUCACGUUCAACGAUCAAAAUGUCAGUGGAAGCCCCUUCCGCAUCGAGGUUCAGCAAAAUAUUCAACAUGUUCAAGUUGGAGGCAUUGGCGCUAUUGAGUACUUCAAUAACGACCAAAUUCUCGAAAUUGUCGGUCCCGAUCAAGCAACCGUCCCGUACACAACAAAUCGACGCUUUGCUGAAUUUCGUGCCACGGAAAUUGGAACGUACACGAUUCGUUGUCUGGAUCGCGAGACAAAAGGCUUGAUCAUGACACGCACCGUAAACGUCUACGAUCCAACUCUCGUGAAAAUUGUCGAGGUUGGAGAAGCUUUUUGUCAUCGCCCAGCAAAUUUGGCAGUUUCGACACAAGAUGCCGGACAAGGUUCGCUCACAGCGUUUGUGCGAUGUGGCGGUUUAGAAGUCCCUCAUUCGAUUCGCGGCAGUUCUGGCGACGGCAUUUACGAGAUUUUGUAUCAUCCGACUCGUGUGGCGCCGCAUAAGAUCACGAUUUUGUACAACGGAGUGCCGAUUUCGAACAAGGCGAUUGAAAUUAACGUGCAACCGAUCGCAGCUGGCAAAGAAAUUAAUGUCAGUGGAUUGGGAUUGUACCAAGCAAGGACUAGUAAGACGACUUAUUUCUCAAUUGAUACGUCGGGAAGACCAGCAAGGGAGUUUGAUGUUGUUAUCAGUGGUCCGGAAGGAGAAGCGUUGCCAGUUCGUUGUUAUCAAACGAAAGGCGGGCACUUGCAGGCCGAGUUUUCUAUUCAAAAGAUCGGUCAAUGUUUGAUUGAGGUUCUUCACCAAUCAAAACCAUUGCCUGGCAGUCCUUACACUUGCAACACUUACGAUCCAUCAAAGGUUGUAGCGCAAGGCAUUCCAAAAGGUCCCUUGGCAGUACAUUCUCCCGUUUCAUUCACAAUCAACACCCAAGAUGCCGGCAUCGCUGAACUCGAAAUCUUUGUCGUUUCGGGACACGGUCAACAUCUCCCCGUAAAUGUCGUUCCCAAAUCCGAGACUUUAUCACUGGUUGAAUUCACUCCUACUGCUCCCGGGCACUACAAGAUGUCAAUAAAUUAUGGAGGCGAGCCAAUUGCUUCUUCUCCCGUUACUUUCGCCGUUUCCGCAUCUGGCGUCAAAUCCGAUGCUCGUGCCAGUGGUAACGGACUUGAAGUUGCUCAUCGCGGCAAAGAAACUUCUUUCAUCGUUUAUUGCCCCACAAGUCCCAAUGUGCAAAUCGAACGUUGUGACGAGCAAAGCGAACGCAUCGAACCCAAAAUCAAACCUUUGGGUCACAACGAAUGGCGUAUUUACUACACAAUUUUAUCCGUUGGCAAAUACGAAAUUCGCGCAAGUUGCCCGAAUCGAGGACCCUUACCUGGUUCUCCGUGGAAUAUUUGUUGCGUGGAUUCGAGUAAAGUUGUUCCCGUUGGUGGUUGGGGUCAAUUACUGGACGAUGAAGGUCGUUUGAAUAUCCCAGCUCGAAUUAUUUUCGACACAAGUCAAGCUGGACCCGGCGAUUUGGUGUGUUUGAUCGACGAACGUGAAGUUGCGAUCGAUAAACCGUCGGAAUCGCGUCAACGAGUCUUUAUUUCCGGCGAAGGUUUGGCUCCCGGCGAACAUAAUCUCGAAUUAACGUUCAGCGGUGUGCCUCUGUCGCAAAGUCCUUGCACGGCAUUCAUCACUCCGCAUCAAGCGGCGGACAAAGUCGUUCUCACAGGUCGCGGUUUAGCAAAUGCGCAAAUCGGAGAGCCAGCACACUUCACAAUUGAUGCAUCACAAGCACCUCCGGGUCGUCCCGAAGUCAUUUUGAGUUAUCAGGAUGGCGAAACGGUGCCGUGUGCAUUGACGCAACCGAGAAUUAACGAAUCAAUUUGGUUGGCAUCUUAUACUCCGUUGAAAUUAUCUCAAGGUCCUUUGAGCCUUUCCGUUAAAUGGGGCGGGCGCCUGGUUAAAGGAUGUCCCUUGACGGUUUCAAUUGGCUCUGCGGUGGAUGCUAGCAAAGUUAUGUGUUCCGGAGAUGGUUUGCGACAUGGUGUCGUUGGUCGUGAAAUUAAAUCUUGGAUCGAUACAAGACGCGCAGGACCUGGCGAGUUAACGGCUCAUUGUUCGGGACCACGAAAAGUGGCGUAUUGUGAAUUGUAUGAUCAUGGCGAUGCCACAUUUACACUCAAUAUAAAACCACAAGAGCCAGGAAGACAUGCCUUGACGAUCAAAUAUGGCGGACAACACGUUCCUGGAUCACCGUUCAACUUGAGAAUUGCGGGAGCACCAGAUGCUAGCAAAGUACGCGUUUAUGGACCCGGAAUUGAACAUGGCGUGUUGGCUACGUUCCAGUCGCGAUUCAUUUGCGAUACAAGAGGAGCGGGCGCAGGACAGUUAACAGUGCGUGUAAGAGGCCCCAAAGGCGCUUUCCGUGUCGAGAUGCAGCGAGAAAGUCAGAAAGAUAGAACUAUUUUAUGCAAGUACGAUCCAACUGAGCCAGGCGACUACCGAGUCGAGGUAAAAUGGGCAGGAGAACUUGUGCCUGGCUCUCCCUUCCCAGUUAUGAUUUUCGAUACACAAGAUGAGUUGCGGAGAUUUUUGCAUGGAAAUUUACCAUAAACAUCACACUUAAUUUUAAAUAAUUAAAUAUUUCUUCCAUUAUUGUUUAGAAAUGCAAAAAAAAAUGUUAAUAUUAUAAGUUAAUUAAUGAUUGUAAUUAAUUAAAAAUUAUAGUAGGAAUAUAAAAAAGAGAGCAACGAAUAAAUUUUAAUCAUCACUAACAUUUAUUUUUCCAGAUCAAGAAACAAGAGUUGUACUUAUUGCUAAUAAAUUUUAUUUGUAUUUAACUUAAAACUAACGAUUGUAAUUUAGGAGUUGUAAGGAAAAUUAAAUAUUUACAGAGAAAUUUAUAAAAAAAAAUCUUGAAAUAAAUAACUUUUUAA
This is a messenger RNA of Culicoides brevitarsis, 9080 nucleotides long. RefSeq names its product filamin-C (gene jbug). The coding region runs from base 172 to 8757 and encodes 2861 amino acids. Gene Ontology annotation, molecular function: actin filament binding. The transcript is spliced from 14 exons. The record is from RefSeq and is a predicted model, not a curated record. NCBI's taxonomy places the organism in Eukaryota, Metazoa, Arthropoda, Insecta, Diptera, Ceratopogonidae. Gene Ontology annotation, biological process: actin cytoskeleton organization.